Messenger RNA from Pyrus x bretschneideri (Chinese white pear), 1641 nucleotides. Its product is annotated as proteasome subunit beta type-7-B-like. The transcript has 4 exons. NCBI's taxonomy places the organism in Eukaryota, Viridiplantae, Streptophyta, Magnoliopsida, Rosales, Rosaceae. The record is from RefSeq and is a predicted model, not a curated record. Bases 782 to 1057 code for a protein of 91 amino acids.
GACUAAUACAAUUCCAGACUAUCCCAAUUCACUUUCCUCUUUCUUCUCCUCUCGGCUCUCGCACGGUCGCACCACCGUGACCCAAACACCUUGAAUCCACGGAUCUCAUCUCUCCAGUCUCUCUCUCUCUCUCUAGCGUGACGACGCCCAAAUCCACGCCGAACUCUCUCUGAGUCUCAAUUGCCCUCAAUAGAGACCCGAUCGGACUCAGUGCGAGGUACAACAUGUCGAACCGAAAUUGUCACCUGCGACCCGUCGCAAGCAAGGGUUUCCCAAAACCCCAAAGGGUCUUUGUCCCCAAGAAUGCAGACCACAACAAUCCAAUCCCUCGAGAGCCCAAUCUGAAUCCCAAUCCCAUGCUCUCCACCUCUCUCCGACAAUCGUUCCCCAAGCAGCAAUCCAAUGCUGAAACUUACACCGCUGCAGAGCUCAGGGUGGCAAUUUCGUAAAUUACUUGCCCCAGGAUGAGGCGGUGGUGGCUGGGCUCGGCGUCGACGAAGGUGGAUUGAAGGCCUUGGAGUUGCGAAGAGUGGUGGAUCUUCUUAACAGCGAGCUCUCUGGCUUGCUGAAGUUAAACCUAAGGUUUCAGCGACAAGGUAAAAUUAUUGCUAUGUCAUUUACAUCUUGACUUGCAAAAGCUGGAAACUUGACACUGAAUAAUCAAUUUCUUGAUAAUAUUUUCACUGUUCUUGUGUUGCUGCUGCCCCAUUCUCGUCAGUGGCUAGUGAUAAAUCGUUGCAUGAAUUUCUGGAUAGUUUUCUACAGUUGAGGAGUAGGUGGUAUGAUUUCCCUCAUCGUGGUACCAAGGAAUUGGUGGCGGGGGCAUCGUUGGGGAGUUCGAAUUGAGCCACCAGGGGAUGAAGGCAUAAAGCUUGUAACUGAAGCAAUAUGUUAUGUCAGAAUUUUCAAUGACUUGGGAAUUGGAAGCAAUGUUGAUGGGAGACACAGGGAAUGCCUGAGGAACGGCUUGGUGCCCACCCCUCGUACCUAUGUCAGUGUGAAGGCUAUAAGUUUACCAAGAAGACCGAGGUUCUCUUCACAAACAUCACUCUGUUGACUGAAAAGGUGGAAGUGAUAGGAGGCGAGGAAGAAUGAAACCACCACUUCACAAGGAGCAUGUGAAUGUUCAUUUAGUAUUCAGUUUCCAAGGUAAAACCUAUGUGACUUGAUCCCAACUUGUUAUGGGCUUUCUCCAUCCAUGUGGAUUUAUCUCGUUAUAUAGAUUUAGCAAUCGCUACUUUUUGUUGUGAACUCUUUAAAAAUUAUUAUGAUCAUCGUCAUCAUUAAUAUUCACCUGUUUAUGUUUCUUUGCUCUCGGAUCUGCUAGGUUUUUCUAACUGGAUGAUCUAACAGGAUUUGAGAAUUAGCUCAGCACUUCUUGAAGAAUUGCUUUGAUUUUUGUUGGUAUGGUGCAUUUUGUGAUCAAAAUUGGAUGCUCUAUGGACAUGGAGGAUGUGCUUGGGAGAUUGCUUUUUUGGUAGGAUGCAGCUUUGUAGUCAUCAUUAGUUUCCUCUGUCAACUUUAGGAUGUACAUCAAUUGCAAGAGGAACAAAACAAUUCAAAUUUUUUGUUUGUGUGAAAACUUCCAAUUGAACUGUAAUUGACAAUUUCUACUAAUUAGUCCAAGUAUUUUGAGUUUAA